GGGCGUCGCGACCGCGGGCGCCGAGCCGAGCCGAGCCGGGCUGGCGCGGCCCAGCGGGCGCACCGCGGCGCCGAAGCCCCGGACGGCGCUCCUGGCCCGGAGAGGCCGCCGCCCGCCAUGCCGUCGGCGCCGCUGCCGCCCAAGGAGAGCAACCUCUUCAAGCGGAUCCUGAAAUGUUAUGAACAAAAACAAUACAAAAAUGGACUCAAAUUCUGUAAGAUGAUCCUCUCUAAUCCAAAGUUUGCUGAACAUGGAGAGACAUUAGCUAUGAAAGGGCUGACACUGAACUGUUUAGGAAAAAAAGAAGACGCGUAUGAAUUUGUUCGUAGAGGGCUUCGUAAUGAUGUCAAAAGUCACGUGUGUUGGCAUGUGUAUGGACUCUUACAGCGCUCCGAUAAAAAAUACGAUGAAGCGAUUAAGUGCUAUCGAAAUGCUCUUAAGUUAGAUAAAGACAAUCUACAAAUCCUAAGAGAUCUUUCACUGUUGCAGAUCCAAAUGAGAGAUCUUGAAGGAUAUAGAGAGACCAGAUAUCAGUUACUCCAGCUUCGGCCCACUCAGAGGGCAUCGUGGAUUGGCUAUGCAAUUGCAUAUCAUUUGUUAAAAGAUUAUGACAUGGCCUUAAAACUAUUAGAAGAAUUUAGGAAAACACAGCAGGUUCCCCCCAAUAAAAUAGACUACGAAUAUAGUGAAUUAAUACUGUACCAGAACCAAGUGAUGAGAGAAGCAGAUCUGUUUCAAGAAGCUUUGGAACACACAGAAAUGUACGAGAGGCAAAUCUGUGAUAAACUCAUGGUAGACGAAAUUAAAGGGGAAAUGUUGCUGAAUUUGGGACGCCUCAAAGAAGCUGCUGAAACAUACAAAGAUCUUAUUGACCGGAAUGCAGAAAGUUGGAGUUACUACGAAGGCCUGGAAAAAGCUUUACAGCCACACUCUUUAGAAGAGAGGCUAGAAUUGUACGAAGAAAUAGGCAAGCGACAUCCACGAGCCGUUUCACCUAGAAGGUUACCUUUAAACUUUGUCACAGGUGAAAAAUUUAGAGAACUAAUGGAUAAAUUCCUGAGGGUUAACUUCAGUAAAGGCUGCCCACCUCUGUUCACUACUUUGAAAUCUUUGUAUUACAGUACAGAAAAGAUUUCAACAAUCCAAGAGCUUGUUAUGGGUUACGAAACUUCUUUGAAAACCUGUCACUUGUUUAGUCCACAUGAAAAUGGAGAGCAGGAACCUCCAACGACGCUGCUUUGGGUUCGUUAUUUCCUUGCACAGCAUUUUGACAAGCUUGGCCAGUUUUCCUUGGCGUUGGAUUACAUUAAUUCUGCUGUUACUAGUACUCCAACACUAAUAGAGUUGUUCUAUUUGAAGGCCAAAAUCUAUAAGCAUGUAGGCAACCUCAAGGAAGCUGCCAAGUGGAUGGAUGAGGCCCAGUCCUUAGAUACAGCAGACAGAUUCAUCAAUUCCAAGUGUGCCAAGUAUAUGCUGCGUGCAGACAUGUUCAAGGAUGCUGAAGAAAUGUGCUCCAAGUUCACAAGGGAAGGGACUUCUGCAACAGAGAAUCUCAAUGAAAUGCAGUGCAUGUGGUUCCAGACAGAAUGUGCUUUAGCUUUUCAAAGAUUAGGAAAAUAUGGAGAGGCUCUGAAACAGUGCCAUGAAGUGGAAAGGCACUUUCUUGAGAUCACAGACGAUCAGUUUGACUUCCAUACGUACUGCAUGAGAAAGAUGACCCUGCGUGCCUAUGUUGACCUCUUGAGGUUGGAAGAUGUUCUAAGAAAACACACUUUUUAUUUUAAGGCCGCUCGAUCAGCAAUUGAAAUUUACUUGAAGCUUCAUGACAACCCCUUAGCCAAUGAGAGCAAAGAGCAAGAAGUAAAUUCAGAGAACCUUUCUGCCAAAGAACUUAAGAAGAUGCUCAGCAAGCAGAGACGAGCGCAGAAAAAAGCUAAACUAGAGGAGGAGAGGAAGCAUGCGGAAAGAGAGAGGCAGCAGAAGAAUCAGAAGAAGAGACGAGAGGAAGAAGAGGAAGAAACCAGCGGCCCCAAGGAAGAAUUGGUCCCCGACAAACUGGAAAGGGUUGAGAAUCCGUUGGAGGAGGCCAUUAAGUUUCUUAUACCUCUGAAGAAUCUUGUGGCAGAUAACAUAGACACCCACCUAUUAGCCUUCGAAAUAUAUUUUAGGAAAGGAAAGUUUCUGCUCAUGUUGCAGUCAGUUAAAAGAGCUUUUGCUAUUGAUGACAAUAACCCUUGGCUCCAUGAAUGUUUGAUUAAAUUUUCUAAGUGUGUGUCAAGUCAUAGUAAUUUGCCAGAAAUUGUGAACAAAGUUCUUACCCAAGAAAUGCAGAAGAUUUUUAUUAGCAAAGAUUUGGAAAGUUUUAAUGAAGAAUUUCUCAAACGCAAUUCUACCUCUAUAUGGCACCUGCUCUCAGGUGCCAAAAUGAUGUAUUUCCUGGAUAAUUCAAGGCAAGAGAAAGCAAUUGCGAUUGCUACUAGACUAGAUGAAACAAUGAGAGACAGAAAUGUGAAGACUUUAACAACGGUUUUGGAUUUCUUACUCGAUGGCACCUUUGGAGAAUGCCGCAGCCAGAGCGAAGGGUAUCGGACAGCAUGCCACAAACUGUUCCCUUUAGCGUCUGCCUUUAUCUCUCCCACCAAUGAAGAUGAGAGUUGCUUUGCACCAAUGAAUCAUACAGCCAUUAAUCAUGAUGUGCUAUCCAAUGAAAUUUAAAAUAGAAGACAGACUGGCUGCUGAUGGGUGAGGGUUCUGCAGGAUCUAAUUGGAACAAUUCAGAUGUCAAGCCCAGGCAACUGGAUGCAAAUCCACUGUGGAUUCCAUUCAUACUUGUACAGCUAUGAAUCUUUCUAUUCUAAAUCACGGACCCAUAAAUUCUACUGCAUAUACCAAUAAAUACAGUAACCUUCUUUCAAAACAGAUGGAACACAGAGAUGUCCAUGGGGGAAUCAAAGAAGAUGCCGCCAUCUUGACUUUGUUCACCCGCCCUGCCCCACCCCUGGACAGCCCUGGAUGGGAAAGUUGGCAAACCAGGGUGGAUAUAACGCCACAUGUGUUCUUCAUUGUUUUCAGCUUUUCUUUCAAAGCACGGGUCGUGCUGAUAGGUGCUGGCAUAGUGUGUCAGUCUCAUAGUGUUGUAUGGGAACGCUGCUGAUUAAUUGGAAAGGCUUGUUUGGAUUUUUAAAUUGGAAUAUGUAUUCUUUAAAACUGUAAAUUAUUUUGGUUCAUAAUUACUCAGUUCAACAAUUGGUUAAACACUUAAUACCAUUAAGUUGCCAUUAUGACUAUUAAGAUACCUUUUUAUUACUUAGGAAUUUUAAAACAUUUCAUUUCAAAAACCGAGGAAAAAAUAUAGUUAAUGGAGAAUAUGGUCUUGUCUUAAUAAUAGCAGUGAGCUACAUUAAAAUUCUCAAGAAAUGAUCCUGAAAUCAAUAUUUACAAAAGUAUUGUUGUUUUACAUGCUCUAAAGCCAUUAAUGUUAAGAUGUUAUUUUUAAAAAAGCACAACUAAGUUUAAUUAUAAAUUGCAUUUCACCUUUCUUUUCCCCUGUUUAUUUUUUAUGAGUCAGUUAAUCUAAAUGCAUUUCACAUACAACAUAGCAAAGUUUUGAUUCAGUUGUUUUAAAGGUUUUUCUUCAGGAGAUAAAUGAACUAUUCAUGAAAAUGUAAAAAAGUAAAAAUACACUGUGGCUUGUAUAAAGAAUUCUUUUUUUUUUUUUGGAAGAAAACAAUGGAACCAGUUUGUUUUCAUGUUUUUUGAGUAAUGUAAAUAUUUAAGAUUACUUAGGUCCUAUGCAAAAUUAAAAAAGGGAAGUUUUACCAAGAUAAAUGUCAUUAAGACAAUCUCCUUUGUCAUCUAGUUAGGAUCAAUAGUUGAAUGAAAACUUACUGUAAAAAGUCAACAAUGUAAUGCUGUAAUAAAUUAUUUUGUACACUUCA
Molecule: messenger RNA, 3938 nt
Organism: Candoia aspera
Lineage: Eukaryota; Metazoa; Chordata; Lepidosauria; Squamata; Candoiidae
Gene: NAA16
Product: N-alpha-acetyltransferase 16, NatA auxiliary subunit
Exons: 20
Coding region: 118-2715 (865 amino acids)
Biological process (GO): N-terminal peptidyl-methionine acetylation
Cellular component (GO): cytoplasm; NatA complex
Molecular function (GO): protein binding
Source: RefSeq, a predicted model, not a curated record